AAGACGGCGCGGCGACAGUCAGGCAGGACUAGGGCUCUAACGGAGCCCCGGGAAGCGGAGCACCUACUGUUCUCCCAGCGUGUCCUGUCGGGUAUAACUGGACCAUAAUGGCGACGUUGGGCCCGGAGUCAGCUCGGAGCCCCCACGGCCAGCUCAGCUCCUCCGCGGCGGCCAGCCCGCCUCCCAACCGGGGCUUGGAGAGAGCUCUGGAGGAGGCGGCGGCCAGCGGAGCCCUCAACCUCAGCUGCAGGAAGAUGAAGGAGUUUCCCCGGACAGCCGCCAACCACGACCUGAGCGAUACGGUGGAGGCAGACCUUUCAAAGAACCGGCUGACUGACGUUCCCUCGGAGGUCUGCCACCUGGUUGCCUUAGAGACACUAAACCUAUAUCACAACUGCAUCAGGACCAUCCCAGACAACAUCAUCAGCCUCCAGUCGCUCACAUCCUUAAACCUCAGUCGGAACCAGCUCAGCGCUCUGCCCACCUGUCUGUGUGGAUUACCUUUGCGGGUCCUCAACGCCAGCAACAACAAGCUGGUCAGCCUGCCGGAGACCAUCGGGCAGCUGCACAACCUCAUGGAGCUGGACAUCAGCUGCAACGAGAUCACAGCUCUCCCCCGUCACAUCGGCAGACUCAAAGCCUUGCGCGAACUAAAUGUACGCCGAAAUCUUCUCUGCGUCCUGCCAGAAGACCUGGCUGAGCUUCCUCUGGUGAAGUUUGACUUCUCCUGUAAUAAGGUGUCCACCAUCCCGGUGUGCUACAGGAACAUGAAGCAGCUCCAGUCGCUGCAGAUGGAGAACAACCCACUGCAGAGUCCGCCUGCACAGAUCUGCAUAAAAGGUAAAGUCCACAUAUUCAAGUACCUGAGCAUCGAAGCGUGUCGCAGCGAGAAGAUGCCAGACUCUCCGUACCUGCCCGUCAUGGAGCGACUCAGCCUAUCACGGCCCACCACCGGCAGCGUGGAGGACAUGGAGCAGCAGAAGAAGCAGGACAGCGACUCGGGAGUCGGCAGCGAUAACGGGGACAAGAGGCUGUCUGCUACGGAGCCCUCAGAUGAAGACAGUUUGAGUCUUAACGUUCCCAUGAGCAACAUCACGGAGGAGGAGGGAAUCGGCAAAGAUGAUUCCAGCGAACACAUCAGCUCCCUGACAGCGGACCCAAACUCAGACUCUGUGCGUCUGAUGGAGGAGAGCCCGACGGAGGUCCAGAGCUACAGAGACUCUGCUCUCAGCGACCGCUUCCUCAACUACAUCAAGGGUCGGACAACAGCAGACUUGGACGAGCCCCUCAGGAUAGAAGAAGACUCGCACUGGCAAACAGAACAAAGCUCGAAGGUCCCAGGCAGCACAGAGCUCCACUUUGACAUGAUUAACCAGCUAAAAGAGGCCGUGGAGCUGCUGCAGGACCCCAGCAGAGUGACUGCAGAGCAGGACGAACUGUCUGGGGUCCAGCUCUAUCCGGUGGAGAUGGUCACAGUCGAAGAAUCGUUCAAUGGGCAGGACAGUGAUGACGGCGCCACAUCACCACAGCGGGAUGACAGAUCUCCGGUCAGAGGACCUUCUUCCUUCUCCAGCCCCCCGUUCGGACUGAAGCCCCGUUCAGCCCCGCCCUCACUGCCGUGCUCCCCUCCUCCUUCCUGUCUAGACCCCUCCCUCCUCUCACAGGCCGCGCCCCUCGGUAGAGAUACACCCCGUAGCCAUGACGACGGAGGCAUGCAAAGCCGUGUGUUCCUGCGGAGCCACAAGAGCCUGGAGUCUGUGGAUCCUCAGUUCACCAUGAGGCGGAAGAUGGAGCAGCUGCGGGAGGAGCUGGAGCUGAUGGAGACGCUCAGAGAUAGCAUCGAGAGCAGGCUGAAGGUCGUGCUUCCCGAGGACCUGGGCGCGUCUCUGAUGGACGGCGUGGUGCUCUGCCACCUGGCCAAUCACAUUCGCCCGCGCUCUGUCGCCAGCAUCCACGUCCCCUCCCCCGCGGUGCCCAAACUCAGCAUGGCCAAAUGUCGAAGAAAUGUGGAGAACUUCCUGGACGCCUGCAGAAAAAUAGGAGUUCCAGCGGACAAGCUGUGUCUCCCGCACCACAUCCUGGAGGAGAAGGGCGUGAUGAAGGUGUGCAUCACGGUGCAGGCUCUGGUGGACGAGGCCUCGCCCAGACACUCGCUGCAGACGUGAGCGGAGCUUCCCGCCGGCACAACGGACCCCCGCACCGCGCCACCGCUCGCCUCUGCAGCCGCCCUGCAUCCUCCUUAGCAACAAGAGUCUUUUUAUUUCAUUAAGGAUGCAGAAAGGGAACUAAACUUGUCAGAAGUGGAUUUAUUUACUGGGGAACUUUAAAUCAUGCCGAGAGGGAGUCGGGUAGAGACCAGCAGCUGACUGGCUGCCGGUCCAUUCUCCCCUUAAAUCGUGUGUUUUUAGAUGAGUUUCUGGAGAAAGGUGAGUGAAAAGAAACCACAUUUGAGUCCACAGAAGCAUAGACACAACUUCACCUUUGCUUUGGGUUUUUAUUUGAUUUAGUAAAGGUUCACACUGGCUGGUACCAAAUUUGAAGACUGUCAUAGCAGUGCGACGGGAGAAAUCCUCGUUCUUGGACUCAUUGUAUUGAAAUUAUGUAGAACAAUGACAUUUGUUUGGGGGAAAAAAAGUUCUGAAAUGUUCUCAAAAAGUUCCCAUUUUAUCAAAAAAUGAAAGCAAGCAAUACUGAGUGACUUUUAAAUUAGCUUUUAAUUUAAAAUCCUGUAUGUUUGAGGUGAAAUUACAACGUUAUUGUUGUGACUUUUCUCAAGAAGAGAGUUUUACUCUCAGUUCAGUCUUUUCUUAUCUCCUUUUUUUUUUUUUUUUAAUCUCUGUUCUUCCCUCCGUGACCCUGGCUCUCGUCGUAGGUCUGGGAGAUUUUAAACAUCUUGGAUUUAAAUCUAAAUUAGAUGUAGAGUUUGUGAAGCAGCUCGUUUGCAGUCAGCCUGAACUUUUUAGUCCGCCACUUUGAAAUCUUGCCGUCUAUGCACACGUUUAAGCAAACCCUUACACGACUCUCUAAACUGCGGAAAGAGUCUGUUUUAUUUUCCUACUGAAGCUUCAGGUUAAGCGUUUCUGGGCUGCGUUUAGCUCUGUGUCCUGGGAAGAAAAAAAAAGCCAAAAUAAAAACGUCUUCAAGUGCAACUGGCAGGUUGAUAAUCGCAAUAAUUAAUGCGUAAGUAGUGAGAACCGUUUUUGAAACGGUAUAUCUAUAUGUUUAUAGUCUCUAUAUGCAAAAUAAGAUUUCUGAACACCUUAAAAACAGCUCGUCUUGAUAAUAAAUGCACAAACGAUGGACCACAGACCUGUAAACACAAACAUGGCUGCCAGCCCAAAUCUGAUUUUUAGCACGUGCAAAAACUAUCGUAUUAGAUGUAUUUGACCCAAAAGAAAUUUCUAAAGUGUGGUUUGUUUUUCUUUCUUUUUCUCAAGUUGGAUUCAGACCCCAUAUGGAGGUGGUUUUAAAAGUGAUUCUUAUCAGAUUUUCACAGAUGGGUCCAAACCAUCCAGUAGCUCAGUGAGGAUUUUAAAUUGUCUUUUCUGCGUCCACCAGAGUGACGACACACCGCUGCACUGACUAAACUCAACUAAACUAGUCGAGUUUAUUUCUGCACGCGCUAAACUAAACCAAGACUCCACAUCAACAAGAAAAUUAGCAAAUGUAUCUAACAAAUAAAAAUAAAAGCAUGAAAAGAGAACAAACAAGUCAAAGCAGCCCAGUAGCAUCCACUCUAUGCGUUUACGUUUCCAUAGCAACCACGUGACUCGAACUCAUUACUGAGAACGCACAAGUCAGAUUUGAUCAUUUACUAUAUAUGAUGUUAACGGUGGGUCAGAUCCAGUUCUUAUUGGAUGUGCUGAAUCUUGUAUCUGGGCUGGUGAACAGAACCAUCACAUGUGAGAGUCAUGAGGAGCGUUUCCACAGCCGGAGUUCUGGUCCAUUCUUCUGGCCCGGGCCGUUUGGGCGCGUUUCCAUUACCAGGAACGGCUCUGUAGAAGGAGAGUGCCGGUUAGAGCCAGCCAGAAUAUCAACACAGUAGGAGAAAAAGACGACCAACAACAAAGAAGGAACCGGAAGAAUGCCAACAAAAAAAGUGCGUGUGGCCCCACCUAUCAUCACGGAGUUGAACGCACCUCACUCAAUAAUCGAUGGUCUUCUCGGGCAUGUAUACUUGGAUUUCUGGGAAACUCCAGUUUAAUCCUUAACUAGAUUGUUGCCAACAGCUUGAUUCAGAUGUGUGUGUGUGUAACCACACUAACCUUGUAGAGGUUUCUGUCCCUGAACUCCUGCUAGUGGAAACGCACCUUUACAGAUCACGAGGGGAUCGUUUAAUCGUGGAAUAUUGACCAGACUCAAAAGCAAGGCAUUAGAGCUGGGGAGUGAGGGACAUGAAACACCGAUUAUUACAUUAGAAAGUAAAUAACUGAAGAUCUGUGUGUUUAAACACACAUUUCCACUAAACAUAGUUGAUUAAAUGUGAACGCUGCGACCUGCUGGUUGCACUUUCAGACGGCGGAGACAGCUUUUACAUGCAAUUUAUAUUUAAACCUGAACAUAUUUAUAAUAUAAAGAGAAGCUGAGAAUAUCUUUGAGUUGUUGUACAGAGUCAAAGAAAGAGCCCGAGACUAUUUUUCUCUAAUAUAUUUUAGCUAUAAUUGUGUAUGUUUCAGAACGUUUGACUGUAACUGUGUGGAGCUCUCUGCAUGUCCUGGUGUGGGUUUGUGGGGACGUUCAUCUGUGUCCGACACUUCUACAGUCACUGUUAGCUCUGCAUCCUCUCACAAUGUGUCGCUAGCCGCUGUCGACCCCUGAAAAUGAACCUGACGGACUUUUUAAGUAACUAGUGUUUGUGUGAGAUGCUGAUUUGUCAAUGUGCCAAAACCCACGUGGUGUUGAUGGAAAUGAACAAACACGAGUGAAAUAGCAGUCAAUAUGUUUUGAAAUGUAAAAACAAACUGUGGAUGGAUGACUGAGCGGGCUGACGGGAGACGGGAGCUUCCUGAAGGAUGCUGGGCGACUCCGCUGGGACGGUGCUGAUCCGUCACCUGCAGUCGUCAUCCAUCCACGGCUGCGCUUCUGCUUCCGGACUCGUCCUCCUCCGUCACACCGGAGUAACAUUUCUGUUAGUUUAGAUGUGAGGACGAGGCGGGUUGAUCCGAGGACACGCCUCCGGCUCCAGCAGUCUGGACCGGUGAGGAAUAAUUACACAUUUUUGAAAGCUACUUUCAAAUGUUCGGGGGGUUUUUUUCCCAAAAAACUUCCUUUCUUGCAGCUUUGCAGAGUAAAUUUGAAGUUAAUGUAGGGAAUCGUUCCUCUGGCCUGCUGACCGUGCGGAAAAAGGUGUGUGUGUGUGUGUGUGUGUGUGUGUGUGUGUGUGUGUGUGUGUGUGUGUGUGUGUGUGUGUGUGUGUGUGUGUGUGUGUGUGUGUGUGUGUGUGUGUGUGUGUGUGUGUGUGUGUGUGUGUGUGUGUGUGUGUGUGUGUGAGAGCUGUUGCUGUGUGAGAUUACAGACUUUGUGACUCAGGGUGGGUUUGGUUUACUGCACUGUUGAUGCCUCCUUCCACAGCGCGCUCUGUCAACAGUGUGUGUGUGUGUGUGUGUGUGUGUGUGUGGGGCCUUUUGAAUCACGUGGCACUGCAGACCUGGCACAAGCCGAGGCUCUAACGGAGCAGGAGGCUGUUCCCGACCCUGAACAGAUCCUACAACAGUCCGGUACUCGUUGGUACCAGCGCAUCACGUCAGACCAGCUGAGAAUGACAGAUUUUUUUUACCUUUCCAUUUUUAGUCAGCGGACUCGGUGUCCUGCUGAGGCGGCACAACUUGUUUUCAAGGAAAGUCAGAGUAAAGUCCUGACAACCGUGGAGUGUUUCUAAUGCAACAGUGUUCAAAUCCCAGACUGAAGCUGUUUUUAUACAUAAACCCAGAUCUCUGAUGUCCUCCAACCCGCUGGAGCUCCUCCUCCCUGAUUGGGGGUCACAGCCCUGACAGCUCCAGAUAAAGCUCUGCCUUCCCUCUUCUUACUCUGUCAACACAUGCCCUUUUUAUUUUUUAUUUUACAACUUCUUGUGUUCCUUCUUGACAUGACUUGCCACAUCCAUCACGGCUGCUUUCUGCCAGACCAGAACAAGGACUCAGUCAUCACCUGUUUAUCAUUCUGGAUCUGGAUCUUUCCAAUCCAAACUCUGUAAGCACUUGGUUUUUCAUGGGCAGCGUACCUUCCCUAAUCUCAGCAGCCUGCUGUUAUGACUCACAUUAUCUCUGGGACAGAGACAUCUUUCCUUUACCAUCACACGUAGGGAGCCAGAAGGUACAACAAACAUGCAACAGUAACGGAGGAGCCAGGACAAGAGGCCCUGGCUCACAUCGCCUCAACUUACCCACAAAUAGAAGUCUUCGUUAACAUCAUCAGAUGUGGGGGAAUCAGGACAUGAAUAGGGAGCUACUGCAAGCAGGGAAAUAUCAAGUCGUUGGAAUGUGAAAUACAUGCACAGACACAAAGAUAAACCUGCUUGUAUCUGUAUUAGUUCAAAUGACGCCCCCUGCAGGCAGACAGGUGGCCGACAACCAUGCAGCUUCUAGGGAUGGAGUCAACGUUAACAAUAGUGUCAUCUUGCUUUGGCUCGUGUCUUUUGAGGCCGAUUACCUAUAAACACUUGUUGCCAUGGAAACUUAACACCAACUUAAAAUUGCAAAUGAAAUAGCAACGAGCACAGCUGGUAGUUUCCCUUUUAAAAACCCUAAAGUAGUCUGGUUUGUGCUUCUUCUGAGUGCCAGAAUUCCUGAAAUUUCCACCGCUCCUUAAACUGCAGGCUUGUGUGAGUGAGAUGGUGUGUGUGUGCACGGGUGUGUAUGUGUGUCUUUGUUUGUUUGUUCUGUGCAGCUUGGUAUCCAAAGCUUGAGCUACUUAAAUAUUCAGCAGUUUGGGGAAAAAAAAAAAAAAAAAAAAAGAGUAAAUAAAUGCCUCCACUGGACAGAUUUGACAGUUGCCAAAACAAACCAUAUAAGUUUGUACAUAUUAUUUAUCACGAGGAUUUCCUUUUGUUGGGUUAAUAGUUUGUUCAUGUACUGUAAAACAGUUUGAUCUUCAAAAUAUCGUACAAACGAUUAAAAAAACAAUACAUGUUCACAUAUUUCAACACUACUGGCAGCUUUGUGAAGAAAAAUCAGUAUAUUUAUGUAAAUCUGUUUGCUAUUAAUGUGUAAUAACAGUAUUCAUUUCCCUCUCGGAUCAAAGAGGAGGAAGAGCAACACAUUGUCUUCCCGAUGUUUCUUACAUUCCCGGCGUCUGAUAGAUCGAUCGAUUGAAACAUCCUAAAAACAGCAGCUCAUGUCGUCACAGCGAUUCGUUAAACCAAACUGACUGCUCCCCGACAGAUUCUGCACUUUAAACUUUUGUGUUUUAUAUUUUUGUUUUGGCAACUGAGAAAAUCUUUAAUCACCUUUUCAGAUGAAAACAGAGUAGGUUAGACGUGGUGUAAAUGACGUGUGCGCCUGCUGAACGUAAAGCUUUUGUUUUGUAUGAACUUUAAACUUUGUAUGUACUCACUUUUUUGUACUUUUCUGACUGGGAGCAAAUUUAUUUUUAUGGGACUUCUCUUCAGGUUUGUUGAACUUUCGAUGUAAAAUGCCCUUUUGUAACUCUUUGUGAACUUUUGUGUAAUUUGUUGUACAGCAUGCAUGAAAUGUUCCUGUAACGUCGCCUUAACUGCUGUGAAUACUGUAUAUACUGUACUGUAUUUCUCAUCACUUUAUCAGUAAAGAGCUCACAUGUUGAAAA
Messenger RNA from Cololabis saira (Pacific saury), 7782 nucleotides. It is a transcript of the gene lrch1, whose product is annotated as leucine-rich repeats and calponin homology (CH) domain containing 1. The record is from RefSeq and is a predicted model, not a curated record. Gene Ontology annotation, molecular function: protein binding. The coding region runs from base 108 to 2165 and encodes 685 amino acids. Lineage: Eukaryota; Metazoa; Chordata; Actinopteri; Beloniformes; Belonidae. The transcript has 19 exons.